Acaulospora morrowiae is the source of this 968-nucleotide messenger RNA. The record is from the annotation of a GenBank genome assembly. Lineage: Eukaryota; Fungi; Glomeromycota; Glomeromycetes; Diversisporales; Acaulosporaceae.
AAAUUUACAUAACAAGUAGUACUUCACCCAGUAAACCGAAAAAUGCGCGAUCCAAACGAGCCCUUCAGAAGCGCGAGCCCAAGGUUAAAGAAAAUGUUAAAACCGCGCUUUUUAUUCGGGGAACUUCCACAACCGAAAUAGUCAAUGAAGCACUAUCAGACCUUUGUCGACUUAAAAAACCCGAUUCAAUUACUUUUAACAAAAAAAACGAAAUUCGACCAUUUGAAGAUGAUACCACGCUAGAGUUUCUUUGUCAGAAAAAUGACGCAUCACUAUUUGUCAUUGGGUCAAACUCGAAGAAAAGACCUAAUAAUUUGGUCUUUGCUAGAAUGUUUGAUGGACAAGUAUUGGACAUGAUCGAAGUCGGAAUAGAAUGGGCGGUACCCAUGAGUCAAUUCAAGACGCCGAAAUGUACAAUAGGCAUGAAGCCUCUUUUCAUUUUCACUGGUAGCUUGUUUGAAACUUCUCAGCCCCACAAGGUCUUUAAAAACAUGCUUCUGGAUUUUUUCCAAGGAAAGGUCUUGAAAUCAUUUGAUCUAACGGGAAUCGAAUACGUGAUUUCUGUUACGGCGAUCGGUUCUCCUUUACCUGAUGAAAGUAAUGUUAAUCCAUCACGAGUUGAUGGUAAAAUAUUUUUUAGAGUUUAUACGAUUAAUAUGAAGAAGUCGGGCGAAAGAACGCCUCGAGUUGAGUUAGAAGAGAUGGGACCACAUUAUAACUUCUUUAUUAGAAGAACAAAAUUUGCUAAAGAUGAAGUGUAUAAACAAGCUACUCGUAUUCCAAAAAGCUUAAAGCCAAAGAAGGAAAAAAACAUUGAUGUCAAUGAGAUGGGUGACGUUGUAGGUCGUAUUCACGUUGGAAAACAAGAUCUGAGUAAACUACAGACUAGGAAAAUGAAGGGUCUUAAAAGGGAAGCGAGAGAAGACGAUAGUGAUGAUGAGAAACCUACUAAAAAGUUAAAAAAUUAG